GGCUGAUUUACCUUUUGGGCCGUUGUUGUUAGUCUGCCAUCGAGUACCGAAUUCGAGGCUAAGGAAAGAGUUCUGCACAAAUACCGGCCUCCAUCUCGUUUAUCCUGUCCACCUUUCAACAUCUCGAUCACUCUAGAUCUCGCCGUCCGCUCGUUACAGAAGCACUUUGUCUCGUUCUUUUACCCUCCAUUCAUCCUCCACUGCCUCUCUUCACUCCCUUGCGCUAGCACUAAACAUCAAUCAUGCACGCUUCCACUAUCCUCUACGGGCUCGUUUUCCUGCAGGGCGCCAUGGCGUCUCCGGUUGGUAACGUAGCUGCUGCUGACGUUGAACCUCGGGCCACCGAGCCUGAAGGCCUUGAAACUCGAGAUAUCGAGCGUAGGGCCCCGGCUCUUGGGGACAUGCCCUUCCCAGCCUUCCCAUCCCUCAAAAAAAAAGGCCAGAGCGGUGGCAGCAAAGAUUGCUCGUCGAAUGACCAGACAGCGGUCUGCUCUUCGGGAAGCGCAUACUGCUGUAGCCCUGAUGGAAACGGUGGUACCAAGUGUGCUAUCUCGGACUCUUGCAACACCGAUUCAAAGAUCAUUUGCUGCAACAAUAACAGCGGGUAUCAAAUGUGCAUUGGUGAGAUCGACUUUAACAUGCCCGUCACCAUCAAUAUCAACAUCUACAAGGGCGGGAAGGGCAAGAAUGGCGGGAAGUAGAAGCCUUGUUCGUGUUGUCUGGAAGGCGAUGCCUCAAUAUAAAACCGG
Fusarium odoratissimum NRRL 54006 is the source of this 749-nucleotide messenger RNA. RefSeq lists its product as uncharacterized. NCBI's taxonomy places the organism in Eukaryota, Fungi, Ascomycota, Sordariomycetes, Hypocreales, Nectriaceae. The coding region runs from base 243 to 701 and encodes 152 amino acids. The transcript is spliced from 4 exons. The record is from RefSeq and is a predicted model, not a curated record.